Molecule: messenger RNA, 1763 nt
Organism: Prunus avium (sweet cherry)
Lineage: Eukaryota; Viridiplantae; Streptophyta; Magnoliopsida; Rosales; Rosaceae
Product: ethanolamine-phosphate cytidylyltransferase-like
Biological process (GO): phosphatidylethanolamine biosynthetic process
Cellular component (GO): cytoplasm
Molecular function (GO): ethanolamine-phosphate cytidylyltransferase activity
Source: RefSeq, a predicted model, not a curated record
GGCUUGUAAGAAAGAACCUUGGAGAAACAGGCUUGCUUGGCUUGUUUCAUUUCAUUUCCCAUUUUCAAUUCCAAGGCCACCCAAAAACCGGAGAGGAAGCAAAGAGGAGACACAGAGCUCGAACACAAAAAAGGUUUUGUGUCUCCUCUUACUGAGAAAGUAGAGCUGAGAGAAAAUAUAAAGCAGAGGAAAAAGUGUGGCAACAUGGAAUAUGAAACUAACAAGUGGAUUUGGGAUGGAAUGUAUAAUCACCCUCAUGUCUUUGGUGGUCUAAUGCUCACGGCUGCCUUACUCGGCUUGUCCACCAGCUAUUUCGGUGGAAUCACAGUUCCUCAGUUGCCUUAUUUAUGGCCUGAUUCCGGGAUUUUCCAUAAGAAGAAAUGUGAGAAGAAGCGCAUUCGUGUUUACAUGGAUGGGUGUUUCGAUCUCAUGCAUUAUGGCCACGCCAAUGCCUUGAGGCAAGCCAAGGCUUUGGGAGAUGAGUUGGUGGUGGGUGUUGUUAGUGAUGAGGAGAUCAUUGCCAAUAAAGGUCCACCUGUUUUAUCCAUGGAAGAGAGACUGGUUCUUGUUAGUGGGUUGAAGUGGGUGGAUGAAGUCAUACCGAAAGCUCCAUAUGAAAUUACUGAGCAAUUCAUGAGCAGACUCUUCAAUGAGCAUAAGAUUGACUAUAUCAUACAUGGUGAUGAUCCUUGCCUGCUGCCAGAUGGAACUGAUGCUUAUGCCUUGGCAAAAAAAGCUGGCCGCUACAAGCAGAUUAAACGAACUGAAGGUGUCUCCAGCACAGAUAUUGUAGGGAGGAUACUCUCUUCUUUAAGGGAUACAAAUGGUGGUGAAGAUCAAAACAAAACAUCCUUGCAUAAAACCCCAGAAAGUCAACCGAAGAGUGCCCAUUUAUCUCAGUUUCUACCAACAUCUCGACGGAUUGUGCAAUUCUCUAAUGGAAAGGGACCUGGACCAAAUGCUCGUGUUGUGUACAUUGAUGGGGCAUUUGAUCUCUUUCAUGCUGGACAUGUUGAGAUCCUCAAGAAUGCUAGGCAGCUUGGAGACUUUCUACUCGUUGGCAUCCACAAUGACGAAACUGUGAGUGAACACAGAGGGCACCAUCCAAUUAUGCAUUUACACGAACGUAGUCUUAGUGUAUUGGGUUGCCGCUAUGUUGAUGAGGUCAUCAUUGGUGCUCCUUGGGAAGUUACCAUGGACAUGGUAACAACUUUCAACAUUUCAUUGGUUGUGCACGGGACAGUUUCCGAGUACAACUCCUUGUUUACUGGUGAAAGGGAUCCUUAUUCAGUUCCCAAGAGCAUGGGGAUUUUCAAAUUACUUGAAAGCCCCAAAAAUAUAACAACAACAUCAGUAUCGCAGAGGAUAAUUGCAAAUCAUGAUGCUUACAUGAAACGCAAUGCGAAAAAGGCAGAGAGUGAAAAGAAAUACUAUGCACAGAAGACAUAUGUCUCAGGAGACUAGCUCUUCUAUAGUUCUCUUAUGAGUUAAAAUAGUGAAGUCGAUCGGCAGUCAUUGAAGAGCUAUGUGUUGUUCAGGCCAUCGGAACUGCCAUUUUGCUAGAAGGACAAGAAGAGAAUAGAAGGGAACGACAUAGAAGGAUACCCCCAUCAGACUUCUGCAUAGCCUUUAUUUUUCCCAUUUCCAUGUAUCUCUGUUAGAAUAUAGAUGAGAAUCUCCUCAAUAAUGUAUUAACCUCGUCAAACUCCCUGUGCAUAUUUAUAAUCAAUUUAUUUGGGUGUUUACACUUAUCCCAUUUUUUA